AGAAAUUUAAGCACAUCCGGUCUGUUGCUAUGGACAACGCAAUUUUAUCAGAAGAACUAGUGGAAAUCUGGGCCCAGGGGUAUCCAACCCUUUCUUACCUUAAGCUUUGGGCUGCGCAAACAGGUAAAUAUUUGUUUUGUUGAAGAUUUAUUAAUUGUGUUUCCUUUUUAUAGUAUACAAAAAAAAACUUCAGCUGUACGAGAGGUUUCUAUACCAACGACAGGUUUCUAUACCAACGACAGGUUUCUAUACCAACGACAGGUUUGUUGUAUAAGUGACGUUAUCAUCAAAUACGCUCAGCUGCACGAAACAAAUAUAUGACACAUCUUUUCAAUUUAGACAUUAGUGACAUUGUCCUAUUGUACCCACACUCUAUCAGGUCAUGAGAUAGCCAGCCAGGCUUGGAAGAAUUUGAGAGCGACCAACCCAAGCCUGUUGGUGGAGAUCUUGGUCCAGAAGUUCGAAAGCACUGCCCAAAUGUUGCCUGCGUUGUCACCGGCAAUGCCCGUGUGCAAGUUGUUGUGGGAGUCAGAAAGUGAAGAUACAUCGGAUUUUCAGGUAACAAUCAAAUAUUGGAAUCCUUUUUUUCUUUGCAUCGGGCAACUAAAAAUUGAAAUAUCGGUUGUACUAACAACGUACACCUGAAAGGGAAACAAUUCAAGAGCAACAAUUUCAUACGAUAAUAAUAACAUCCCCUAAAUACGACUGAGUUUUAUAAGCUUUUACUUUAAAAAAUGUUCGAAAUAAAUUUGAGCCAGUUUUAACAUAAUGAAGAGAAUGUUGUAAGUCCAAAUAAUUACAAUGUCUGACCUGAUGUCAGAUUUUCUGAAUUUUGGUUUUCUUUUUUGCAUCGAAAUUUUCGGUCACUUUUAAAACAAAUUUUCUGAAGAUUACUUGGCGGCUGGGUAAAAGGAUGAUCAAACGUUUUGUGUUGUGAUAAGAGAUGGGAAACUCGCAGAUUUCUUAAACUUUUGUAAGGUAGGAUUUUUGAGAAAAUUGAGAAAGAGUUUCAUAGAGAUAUUAUUGUAAACUGUGUGAAAUAGUUUGCUAAAGAGAUUCAGGCGUAUGAACUGUCAAAUAACAGAAUAUUUCUGAGUGAAAAAUGUUGCAUUCUAUGAUUUUGAAGGAGCUGGUUGGCCGCCUUGCUGUUCUGGUGUCCAGAAAAGUAAACAGUGAAGCUUUCGUGGAUGCCAACAUGACGAAAUGCCACUGACAAAGGGCGAAGGCACAUUUUAUUUGUUUUCAUGAAAGUUGCAUCACUGAUGCCAUUGAAUUCAUGUACAUAGACAAUAAAGAUAACAACGUUGAUCUCAUUGAAUUUGUGAGCUUAGAGACUACCGCUAGCUACAAUAGAGAUCAUAUAAACGUUUCCUUUUUUUGUAAAGCUCGGCAGGUGAUUUUAACAGCUUACCAUUCAGGCAUCACACCAUGGAGCUGACACCGGCCAUGGAGCUCACACCGGCCAUGGAGCUCACACCGGCCAUGGAGCUAACACGGGCCAUGGUGUUUGAUGCACUGAUGUGACAAUCUCAUGACAUGAGGUUGAUCCGGAGAUUGGGUGAAUAUCGGGACUCAAUCCACCAGUCUAGCUACAAAAAUGGUAUAGAUGUAGACUUCAUGGCGUCCAAUAUCGUUGACUUCUUUCGGCAAAGACUAACACAGUUUCAGACCAGAGAUUGUGCAACUGUCGCUUCUGGUUCUCUGAGCAGUUUCCGGUGCUGAUAUAUAUUUAAUUUGUAUAUAUAUAUACAUACUCAUGGAGCUUACCGCCCACUUCUUCUUCUUCUUCUUAUAUUUGAGGGGCCCACGUUCAAUUUGUUAAUCAUUCUGGCUCCUGGUUUAAAUUCAGAGUUUGCCUUCUCUUAGAUGGGUUGCCGUCCAAGGCUAACGAGUCCCAUCCACUUGCUUGGGAUGGCUUUACUAGGGAUUGAGCUCCGGACCACCGGCUUUUUGGUUUGAGACAGUUUAGACCGCUCGGCCACCCAGCACUUCGAUGGAUUGUAAAGAUUAUUUAUUUAUUGUACUCCCCAUUUGGACUCGCUUACUAUGAACGGUCAUCUUUAGGCCACUUCAACUCUUUUAUAAUGAAAAUAAAUCUCAAAGCCUAUGCUAAAGUGAAAUGCUUGCCAUUUUUGCGUUCUUUGGCUCUACGGUGUCAUCUGACUUGAGCGCGGCCAUGGUAAAAGAAAAAAAAUAUGUUCAACGUCCACGUGCUGCCUUCGACCCCACACUUCCUCAGUUGCAGUUGUAAGUCAUUAUAUCGCAACACAUGAGGACACUUUUCAUAGAAUGGGAUGCAAGAAACUUUUCCUUGUCAUCAAUCCACAUACAUGGAGCGUAGACUGUGACUACAUUGCUGGCCAUCAAUUUGAAGGAGUUUGAAAGUCGCCAAAGAUGCAGCCAAAACGAUGUGUUAUCUUGAUUCCGACAUUCAAUGGCAUCCUGAUUUUUCAAGAGGAACAGAAACAGAACUUGCUUUAAGCUUUAAAGGGACACUGAACCCUUAUAUCUUGAGCACCAAAGAAUGGUCAAAUUUGCAACUUAACGUAGGUUAUCUGAAUCCCCAUGAGCAGUCGCCGACCUUUAAACACCACAAGAAGAAAAAGCAAAUAAAAAACAAACAAGUUAAAAACAUAGUUAUUUUUUUAUCAAAAUACAGGACUUUUGUUUUAGAAUGAACCUAGAAGUAAUUUGAAUAAAUUAGUUUUAUAUUGAGGUUUAAAAGCCAGGUAGAGCCCAUAUUAUAAAUCAUCAUAAUUUGACAAGUGCACUACGUUGUCAUGGGCAGCCAUUCAGGGUCACUUGCAUAAUGGCUAUGCUGUGGUACUACUUCAGCGUUUUAUUCAUACUAGUUUGCAGUUUGCAAAAACGAUUAAACCAUUGGUCAGGUAAAGCUUUCAUUAAAUAGUUAUGUGCCAACGUUAAAAUGUCAAAAUAAGUAGUCCCUAAGUAGUAUUUUAGUAAUGAGGGGGUGCGUUGCCUUAUAGUUAUAUAAACUAUAUUUUAGUCAUUGCGCAUGACACUGUCAGCAGAAUGAGGUCACAAUAGGCUUUGUUCAGAGUAGAAAAUGGCAAAGAAACGCGUAUGUUAAAAAUUCCUAGCUCAAAAGGUACUAAAGCGAAAAAUGUGAGUCUGGUUUCACUAGUUUUUUAAAUUUGAAAUUUGCUCUAUAGAAAAUGUAUAUAUAUUUUUUACUGAAGUACCUACAUUUGUUAUCGCACAUUAGGUAUAUGAACACAUUUCGAGCACAAUGUUAAUAUAUACCCGCAAUAUUCUUUUUCGUUUAUCUCGAUCAUCAGUUAUCUCGAUGAUUUUUUUUGCAAGCCCCUAGGCCGGCGAUAUAACCGGAUUCUAGUAUAUUAUAAAACUUGUUAAAUUAUGUCUCUUUUUUUUUUAGUUGACUAGUUUACUUCAUCGAGUGGCCAGCUACGAGAAAACAAUAAAAUCUCUGUUCGUGAAGAUUCACGGGGAGAAUGUAACUCUUGAUACUUUGUCAGUGCAGAUCCUACUGUCCAACUGCAGGAAACUGUAAGUCAAUAUUAUAUGGUGAAUGACAUUAUAAAUGACUGCCUAACACUGUGAGCAUUUAGGCACACACAACCCGAACCAUUAAUCCCCAUGUGCAGACCUAUUAUUCUGCACAUGAGUAUCGAAUUUUACUCCUUUCCAUGGCUGAGGUAGAUACUGGCCAGAGUCCUGAUUCAUCGGUUACAAAUACAAUUUGAACAGAGGUCCCUCCCUGAAAGCCUUUUGGAUUCGUUUAGCGCGGAGCCACAGCCGUCAUGGUAUUUGCAGCACGCCAGCUCCAGCGAAAAUGUCAAGUGCCACACUGCGGCCUAUCCAUCCCCUUGGUUAAUCUGAUCAAAAUAUUUGACUCGGUCAUCAGUGAUGCUCCGUGGAAGACAAUAACUGAGAAGUAUGGCUGCACGAUAGAUUUUUUUUUUCCAAUAGUACGUCAACUCCUUGAUGGUAUGAUGAUAUGAGUGUCACAUUCUGGAGAUGACUCUGUGGUUUUUACUUUAACUAGUUUCGUACAAGAUGGAUGUCUUCUAGCUCAAAAGCAUUUUUAGCUUCGUAUAAUAAUCAGCAAUGCUGACUGAUGUUUUCUGGACAAUAACGACAGCAUACCUUAAUCUUAGGAGAAGGAAAGCUGUUGCAAAAAUUAAAGAAACGUUAUUCGAGACCAACUGUUUGCUGAUGACUGUGCCCUAAAUGUAAAUUCGGAACGGAAAAUGCAGGAAAUACGUUAUCAAACUUGCAAUACGAACAACGGAGAUUUUUGGCAUCAGUCGGCUCCGAGGAAGGACUCCGUAGAACCUGAAAUAUCAGUAAAUGAGAGAAUCUACAAGCAGUAGAAAAAUUCACAUAUUAGGGCAACACACGCUUCAUGUCAUCAACAAUACAGGAUGAGGUCAAUGCUAAAAUUUUAAAACAAACGUUGCAUGUGUAAGUCUACACAGGAAUGUGUGGGAGCGAAGGUGUAUUUUCAUUCAGCUCUAAGGCAAUCGUUUUAAUAUCACGAAUGUAAUGCUAGUGAGAAAUGGACAUCUGUGUGUUGCCUGCUCAUGCUUAAAGAAAAUCCUCCUAAUUUAUUCGAGAACACACCACACGGUCAAAACAAAAACAAAAUAUGUGUACUUAGAAGGUAUUUAAAAACACAAACACUUUAUUUCUUUGAGUGGCAUUGCAACGCAUGCCGGGUACUCGCUGGUGUUUAAUAUGUUUUGUUUAAAUGCAUUUAGAUAUAUUGCGAUUUAAAAAGCUUUUAAAUACGCUUCGUGGGUGUUUGGCCAUGUAUUGUUUUGGUAAAAAGAAAUUAGGUGGGUCUGAAAAAUUAUAAGAUUAUGUAGUAAACGAGAAAUACUUUACUUGAUCCCGGGAGAAUUAUUCGCAGUAUGCCACUGAAUGAGAUGUUAGUUUCACGAAACUAGCAAAUUUUCGAAUUCUGUAACUCAUUUUUAUAAAGUGUUAUGUAUUACAUUUUUUUAUACAUGAGAAAAUAUCACCAGAUGUUAUCGAGAUAAUAAUGUCAGGCACCGUGCGAUAAUUUCUACCUGAUAUGGCGAAAAAUCAUCAUUAUUACUUAUUUUAAAAAUAAGUUUUAUAUUAUGAUAUUUAUGUUUCUCAAAUCAUUAAAUGAUUUAAUAAGCAUUUUUUGCUAGAUAUUAUAUGCCUACCCUUCCCCUUUUCGCGCCCCUAAACUACAAUUUAUUUUUAUCCAAACAUGACCUUAAAUUAUUAAAUCUAAAAGAGAACUAAAUAAAUCAUUAUUAGCGCUAAAGGAGUUUAUUGACGGUUGAAUUCAACGCUUGACAAAUACUUUAGAUCUCAUGUGUUUUUAAAUUGUAAAAUGAUGGGCAAACCCUAUUACUUUUCGUGACCUUAAAAAAAAAUAUUUAAAAUAAUGUGUCAAUUAAAAUGUUAAAUUUACAAACAAAAACUCUCUAUCAUUCAUUUAGACUGAUACCUUCAUUUUAAAUUUCAGACUGCCAUUCAAAUGUAAGAAUUUCACCUAUCCUUCGACAGAGAGCGACACUUGGAUUCUCUCACAAGACAGCGGUUCGCGCCCACAAGAAGACAUAUAACCAUCAUCAGUUGGUCCGCUCAUUAGAGUUUCUUAUGUUAUCAUUUAAUUUUGGCGAUUCAUUAAAGAAGCAUAACCAAGAAACUACAACCUCGGAAUGUUUUAUAGGAUAUUCAAUAAGUAUUUGGGCUCUUGUCCCAUUAAGACACACACACAGAUCUUGUAAAUUGUAGAUACUCAAUGAAAGAAAUGUGAGCGAAUUUAUGAUGUAACAUGAAAUAUUGACCAAUUUUUAGCACCGUCGAGUUCAAUAUCUCCUGCGCUCAGGAGCCCCUCACAACCUGGGA
This is a messenger RNA of Lymnaea stagnalis (great pond snail), 5871 nucleotides long. Lineage: Eukaryota; Metazoa; Mollusca; Gastropoda; Lymnaeidae. The record is from the annotation of a GenBank genome assembly.